AUGGUUGAAGCUGAAAUGGAAGAAGAAAAUGAAGAUGAAGUGAAAUGGCAAAUAUUACCAACUGAUUUGUUGCAGCAAAUUUUUGCACAUCUGCCGGUCAAAAAUUUGGGCAGAUGUUCACAGGUUUGUAGUUUCGCAAGGCUUUGUAAAUAUUAAUUUAUUGAAACACAUUUUCUAGGUUUGCUCAAACUGGUUUUACACCUAUCACACAGAUUAUCCUUGGAGGACUUUCACAUUCAAAGAUGGUAUUUUUGUAAGAAGAAAGUUUACACAACAUUCUGGUUGGCAAUAUCAUAUUGAUCAUUGGAGAUUACGGUAGAGACAUAGCCACCUUUAUUUUUUCGUUUAAAUUUAUUUUUUAGAUUCCUGAUCACAAACGCUGCUCGAAGAUGGAGAAUUCUAAUCAUCCGACCGGUCACCAAUUUAUUCAACUUGUAUGAAUUUUUUCGAGUUUUGACUAAUUUUUCGGAAUAUUACGAAAGGUAGGAUUACUUUUGAAAAGGUUUUGAGGGUUUUUUUUGGGAAAAUAAGAAUGUUUCAGACACACUGAAGAGGAUCGACCUUUGGCAAUGGUUCGAGAUUUUCAUUUCCAGUGGAAGUUGCAUGUCGAUGAGGAUGAGACAAGUGGGAUUUUGCAGGAUAAGGUGAGUUUUUUUGAAUAUAAAAACAAGAAGGUUUAUGAAAUACUUUCAUUUGACUACAAUAUUUUUCCAGGACAUUGGAACGGGUGGAGAAAUGUUACACACAUUAACAAGUGUUAUGAAACAUUUACACGGUUUGAAAUCGAUAUCUCUGAUUGAUCUUCAAUUAACACACUGGGAAGCCGAUCGAUUCAUUGUUGAGGUAGGUAGAUUUCUUAUCAUUUUUAUUCACAACCAUUUUUCCAGCUCCUUGAUAAAUUUUCAAACCAGCUGACUUAUUUGAGUUUGCUAAAUGUAACUCUACAUCCAAAACCAUUUUUGCAAGUUGGACUAUUUUUGAAUCUCCGAAAACUAUUGGUUUCUCCACAAAUGCUUGAUGCCGAUACUUUGAGUGUUAUUUCAUGUCUUCAGAAUCUUGAUACAUUUUCAAUUAUUCAGGUAUAACUAUGAAUAUACUAUGUAUAAAUAAUCUGAAAUUUUAAAUCUUAUCAUUUGCAGGAUGAAAAAUCGUCAGCGGCUCCAGUUUGCAACAGACAAGCUUGGAAAACGUUCACUGCUCAAAGUCAAGGAAGAAUUCGUGUUUGGCUGAUUCUUCGAGGUAUUUAUUUUUGAAAUGAUGUGUUGUGUUUCUCAUAAUCGAAGGAUUAAUUUUUUUUCAAAAGUGCACAAAGAAUUUUUGAAAAUUCGAGAUUAACAGCUGAUUUUCUGAUAUUCUGUUUUAUAGGAAAGCCAAAAAUACAUCUGAUUAUUCAACCAAAUGCUCCAGUGUAUGGCAUCAAAAUGGAAAUGAGUUCUGGACAGUUAACAUUAGAAACUGCAGAACAGGUAAGAAAAUUUGAAAUGUGGUAUGUAUGCAAUGAAGUUAAGUACACUCAUAUUUCAAAAAAAACAAACAAUAAAUCAAACUCCAAAUUAUGUAGCUGUCUGAAAAUAAUUCAAAUCACAAAAAUUAGUAUUCAAUUGCCAUAUGUCUGAAAAACACCACAGUUUUUCCAAAUACUAAUAUUUUUUGAUCAUAAAAGAAAAAAUUCUUGAAAUUGGUUUCAAUAUUUGAACUCGUUGCACUUUGCAAAGCCUUUGAGUGAAUUUUUUAUAAUUUCAAAUCUCUGAAUCAUCAUAAAACACUUGGAAUCGAUGAUAUAAUUUUUCAAGAUUGCCAACUUUUACUCAAAUACAUUAUGCCAGUUUGUUCAAUGUGGUUUGGAAAGAUAUAAGCGAGGUGGAAAAAUGAAUGAGCGAGUUGAUUUGGCACUUUUUGAACUUUGUAGGAGGUCAGUUUUAUUUUUGAAAAUGAAAACAAAACGUCAUUUUUUUUUGAAAAUGUUCCCGGCAUUACAAAUGAAUGUAUUUCAUAAGUUUGUACGAUUUAUCAAAUCUCCACCUUAAAACCAUAAAUCUCUCAAUGAAAGGAGAAAACAGGGAAUUAUACAUAUAAAUAAUUUUGAUUUCAAUUCCAAUUUCAAUAAGCAAAACCAAUGUUUUUCGUACGUCAUUUUAAGCUUAUCUUACUUUUCCGUAUUAGUCACUAUCAAAAUAUGUACAAUUGAGAAUCGUUGAUUUUUCAGAUGUUUGAAUCUUGAAGUGGUCAGUUGCCGUGAGAGGAUUUCGCAUGGAACCGCUGUCAUGUUGGCGAUUUUUGCGCAGAGAAAUGGAUUCAAAUUAUUUUUGAGACAAAAUGGAUUAUUGAAACGGGUAAUUCAGAGAACAAAAAAAAUGAAAUCACGCACGAUUAUUUGAAAACAUCCGAUUGUUUUUUUUUAUUAUCAGAGAUCAUUUUCAACUUAAUAUCAUCAUAAAAAUUUCGUAGUACGCAAAAAUGUACCACGAUCAAAAAGGGCAUGUUUAUUUUUAGUUCACUACGAUUUAGGAGGAUUUGAAAGAUUUGAAUAUAUACGUGAGGAAUUACAAGUUUUAUAAGUGUACUCUAGAAAAACACUAGAUUUAUUUCCUGAAUUUUCAGGUUUGCUGGUGUCGAACUGAUGUCACAGAACACGAAGUGGAUUUCGAUUGGUUGAAACAAGUUUGUAAAUCGCAAGAGGAGGUCAUUUCAACAAUUCAGAUUCUCACAAAACAAACUUGGCCAGUUUUGGAUGACAAAGCUUUCAACUCUUUCUGUAAAUAA
Caenorhabditis angaria is the source of this 2763-nucleotide messenger RNA. The record is from the annotation of a GenBank genome assembly. NCBI's taxonomy places the organism in Eukaryota, Metazoa, Nematoda, Chromadorea, Rhabditida, Rhabditidae.